This is a messenger RNA of Trachemys scripta elegans, 2072 nucleotides long. It is a transcript of the gene RUSC1, whose product is annotated as RUN and SH3 domain containing 1. NCBI's taxonomy places the organism in Eukaryota, Metazoa, Chordata, Testudines, Emydidae. The record is from RefSeq and is a predicted model, not a curated record. Gene Ontology annotation, cellular component: cytoplasmic vesicle. Gene Ontology annotation, molecular function: protein binding.
GCCCCGGCACUCGGCCCCUGCACUCGCUGUACUGGCAGGUGUCCCAGCUGGCUCCCCUCCGCAGCAGCAGGCAGAGGUUUCAUGCCUUCAUACUCGGUCUUCUGAACAUAAAGCAGCUGGAACUGUGGCUCUCCCACCUGCAGAAGAGCUCAGAUGUCAUCUCGGUCCUCUACCUGCCCACGGCCUUCUUCUCCCUGAGCCAAGGCCCCUUCCCGCACUUGGCCCGUGAGCUGCUGCUCCUUGUCCAGCCCCUCUCUGUGCUGACCUUCCACCUCGACCUGCUCUUCGAGCACCACCACCUGCCCGUGGAUGUGCGGCCCCUUCCCUGCAGGCCGGACUCCCCCCACAGCCACCCCCUUGGCCCUGCCCUGGUGGCUGCUCCCGCACAGAGCCGGGACCCUAGUGACCAGGCCGAGGGGGCUGAAGGCCGAGGUGGUGCUAGCCCAGAGCACCAGCUGACCACCGAUGGCCCCAGGAGGGCAGCCCUGGUGGGCUCGGAGGAAAGCGCUAGAUCCCAGUACAGCGCAGCAGCCGCCAAAUCACCCCCCAAUGCCCAGGCGGGCGUCUCCCUGAAGCAGACAUUCCAGCAGGUGCUGCAGUGGGGGGAGCAGUUCACCCAGACCCUUCUGGGACCUGAGGGUCCUGCCGAGCCUGAGAAACACCAGCAGCCUGUCCCGCAGGACACAGGAGAGAGGCGGGGCAGCUGGUGGGAGCAGCUAAGCCAGGCCUCCGGGGUCUACACCACGGCCACGAAGGAAAGGUUUCCCUUCACCCGCUGGACGAAGCUGCGGGUGGCUGCAGGGGACACCAGCUCCAGCCUAGCUGCUCCACCCCACAGAUCCAGCCAGGCUUCCGCGACUGAGUUCGGUGCUCGGGGAGGGGAGGGGGCCAGCGGCAGAGACCUGCAGCUCCUCAAGCCCAGAGCUGGGGAAGGAGGUGCCGAGGCUCCAGGUCCAACGCCCUCCAGCAAGGCAGGGAGCUUGGAGGCUCCUCAUGCUGAAGAGCUGCCGCCGCAGGCCAGGACCAAGGGAUGCGCAGGCCCCAGGGAGACUGAGCCACCGGAGCCCUCUGCCAGCAAGACACGCCUGCCUCCGUCCGAUGGGAGCCAGGCGGCCACGCCCAACCUGAACAUGGGCGGCUCCCCCAUCCGCCCUAACUGGCUGGGCCGACUCUUUGGGGCCACGUGUCCGCCUGCCAGAGGCUUCCCCGCCGACUCUGACACCAGUGCAGCCAAGUCCAGGAGACCUUCCAGCUGGCUGUCCCCCAGUGUGAACGUUCUCGCCCUGGUUCUGAAGGGGGGGCCCUCUGAGAAGGCCUGGCCUCAGGAACAGCAAGAGAAGAAUGCGUCUGACUCGCCCCAGCUGCACAGGGCUGUGCGGGCGCUGUGUGACCACACCGGGGCUGGAGACGAUCACCUGAGCUUCAGGAGAGGGGAUGUCCUGCAGCUCCUAGCCACAGUGGAUGAGGACUGGAUCCGCUGUUGCCAUGGAAACAACACUGGCCUAGUUCCUGUUGGCUACACGUCCCUGAUUUUAUGAGGAGGAAUCCCACAGGAAGCAUCUGCCGGCCCCAGGGCAAGAGCCGUGACCCUGUGAUGUCCCUAAGCAGCUUUUGGGGGCUAGUUCCAGGCCACGAGUGCGAAGGGUUCCCUGGUGUCAAUUCUCUGCUAUGUGGUAGCACCAAGACGCAGGCUCUAGCCAAGGGGCGCAGUGCCCGACGGCUCCCUGCCACCCAUGCUUCUCUGCAGCAGUACAGUUAACUUAGCUCCCGCUCUGAGCCCUGCCCCUGCAUCGCAAUGGUCCUGGUGUGUCUUUUGUGUGUUGUCUCAACUGUUGCCUUUCUGUGUCCCUCUGCUCCUGUGCAGUAAUCACACUUGAGUAUGUGUCAGCCCGGCAUGCCCGAGUGCUGCGCCCUCUCCCGCCCCCGGCUGGGUUGUGCAGCACGCAGACCCAGGCUGGAGCAGGGCAGUGGUUGGGCAACCCCAGCACCAUGUAAAUACCUGUGACCAUAGGAACAAAAAACACUGUCUGGGCAGCAAUGCGAGGGGAAAUAAAAGGUGCAACUGAAACACA